This is a messenger RNA of Acanthochromis polyacanthus (spiny chromis), 6381 nucleotides long. It is a transcript of the gene btbd7, whose product is annotated as BTB (POZ) domain containing 7. Gene Ontology annotation, molecular function: protein binding. Bases 519 to 3884 code for a protein of 1121 amino acids. The record is from RefSeq and is a predicted model, not a curated record. The transcript has 11 exons. Lineage: Eukaryota; Metazoa; Chordata; Actinopteri; Pomacentridae. Gene Ontology annotation, biological process: morphogenesis of a branching epithelium.
AGCUCGCUCCUUAAUUCCGCUAGCUUGAAGCGGGUAGCGCUGGGAUAGGCCAUAAUAACCACCCAACAAGGCGUUGUGCUACUAUGGGGAAAUACCGAACCGAACCGAGAAUAAAAAACGGUUUUGGUUUAGUUUUUCGUCGAGGCAAAUGCUGAAAAAUCGCCGGAAAGUCGAUGCAAGUGGGAAUUCACGCAUAUUGGGGAUCAAAUGUGGACGUUGACGUCGAGCUGUGCGUAAUGAGCAGAGUUGGAAAAAGAAGGUGUUGAGCUGCAUUUUUUUCUCCCUCUGCCAGAGACAAGUUGGAUCGGAGUAGCGACUAAACUACGAGCCGAUACGAAGGAAAAUAACGCCUGCGAAGCUCCUCACUUUCUGGCAUGGCUGCCCGGGCCUGGGGCUCUGAGGAUGCUUCAGAGGAUCCGGGCCUGACCCGCGACUAAGCAUUGUGAGGAAUACACUGUCUGAGCAGAAUGACUCAGCAAGAGGGGGGACCCCCAAAUAGCAAGUGAAGAGACGUGAGAAUGGGCGCCAAUGGAUCCAGCUAUCCGCACUCAUGCUCCCCACGCAUCGGGGGAAAUGCGCAGGCACAGCAGACUUUUAUAGGGACUUCAUCCUACUCUCAGCAGGGCUAUGGCUGGGAGUCGAAGCUAUACAGCCUGGAGCAUGGCCAUGAGCGGCCCACAGACAGGAAGAAGAAGAGCCUUGGUCUGGCGACCCUCAAACGGAGGUUCAUCAAAAGGAGGAAGUCCAGCCGCUCAGCAGAUCAUGCGCGGCAGAUGCGGGAGCUUUUGUCAGGAUGGGACGUCCGUGACACAAAUGCCCUGGUGGAGGAGUAUGAGGGAACAGCUGCCCUCAAGGAGCUGAGCUUCCAGGCCAGCCUGGCUCGUGCCGAGGCUCCCAGCUUGCCGCGGGAUCUGGCCGCCCUGUACCAGCACAAGUACUGCACCGAUGUGGAUCUCAUCUUCCAAGGUACUUGUUUCCCAGCUCACCGGGCCAUCCUGGCUGCCCGCUGCCCCUUUUUCAAGACCUUGCUGUCCUCAUCCCCUGGUUAUGGAGCAGAGGUUCUCAUGGACAUCGAGACUGCUGGCAUCGAUGUGCCCAUGUUCUCUGCCCUACUUCACUAUUUGUACACCGGGGAGUUUGGGGUGGGGGGAGCAGAGGACACCAGGCUACAGAAUGUGGAUGUACUAGUGCAGCUAAGUGAGGAGUUUGGGACACCUAACUCCCUGGAGGCAGAUAUGAAGGGCUUGUUUGACUACAUGUGCUACUACGAUGCUCUGCUCAGCUUCUCGUCAGACUCAGAGAUGAUAGAGAGCUGUAAUGAGAGAGGGGCUAUGGCUGCAGCACCUACAGGGGGCUCAGGAAGCAGUGGAGGCCCGGGGACCCCAGACGAGGACCUACGGGCUCAUAAGGCUAUCCUCUCAGCACGUUCUCCUUUCUUUAGGAAUCUUUUGCAGAGGCGCAUUCGCACAGGAGAGGAAAUGACUGAGCGCACGUUGCAGACACCCACCCGCAUAGUGUUGGAUGAGUCCAUCAUCCCACGGAAAUACGUGCAGGUUAUUCUCCAUUGUAUGUACACUGAUGUAGUUGAGCUCGGGCUGGUGCUGCGUGGCAGCCCCUCAGCAGGCAGCCUAGGUGAAGUGCAAGCCCUGGUGUCAGGAGGCCGUGGGGCCAGCACACGCACCGAGGAGGCCAUGGAGCUGUAUCAUAUCGCUCUGUUCUUGGAGUUCAGCAUGUUGGCUCAAGGCUGUGAAGAUAUUGUUGUGGAAAGCUUGUCUCUGGACUCUCUCGUCCCCAUUCUGAAGUGGAGCUCUCAGCCGUACGGCUCCAAGUGGGUCCACAGGCAGGCUAUGCACUUCCUCUGCGAGGAGUUCAGUCAGGUUGUCACCUCAGAUGUUCUUUACGAGCUCAGCAAAGAACACCUUCUCAGCGCAAUUCAGUCCGACUACCUUCAGGCGAGUGAACAGGACAUUCUCAAGUAUGUUGUUAAGUGGGGCGAGCAGCAGCUUAUUAAGAGGAUGGCAGACAGGGAACCCAACCUGUUGAGCGGGACGGCCCACAGCGUAAACAAAAGGGGUGUGAAAAGGAGGGACCUGGAUGUGGAGGAGCUGAAGGAGAUUCUGUCUCCCCUCCUGCCCUUCAUCCGAACCGAGCACAUCUUACCUCCCAACAGUGACGUCCUCGCUGACGCGCUUAAAAGGGGUUUGAUCAGCACCCCUCCUUUAGACAUGCUGCCCACAGCCGAGGGGGGCAAAGCCAAUGCCUGGUUACGGCAGAAGAACGCAGGCAUCUACGUGCGUCCUCGCCUCUUCUCUCCUUACGUGGAAGAGGCUAAGUCUGUGCUUGAUGAAAUGAUGGUGGAGCAGACGGACCUGGUGCGUUUGCGACUAGUGCGUAUGUCCAACGUCCCAGACACGCUCUAUAUGGUCAACAACGCUGUGCCUCAGUGCUGUCACAUGAUCAACCACCAGCAAAUGGCAAGCAACGCAGCCACAGCUCCAUCAGUUGUCGCCAACGAAAUUCCAGUGCCUCAGCUGUCUGUGGUAAAGGAGAUGAUCCGGAGGCUGCACGAACUGAGACACACGGAACAGGUCCAGAGAGCUUAUGCUCUCAACUGUGGUGAGGGAGCCACUGUCAGCUAUGAGCUGCAGCUGCGGGUGCUGAGGGAGUUUGGUCUGGCAGAUGGAGCAACUGAACUAUUGCAGAACCCAUACAAGUUCUUCCCUGAUGAACGGUUUGGAGAUGAGAGUCCGAUCCUGGCCCUGCGCCAGGUGGGUCGUUGUCGGGUAAACAGCAGCCCAGCCAUGGAUAGCAUGUUCACAGAGCUGGAAGGAGUAGCAGGCUUCCACCCUCCCCUACCUCCUCCACCUCCCCCAUACCACCCCCCUGUCACACCCAGUCAUGCCCAGCUCAAGGGUGCCUGGCGACCUCGAGUGCCCAUGCCGACCCCCACCCGUUCCUUUUCCUACCCUUGCAACCGCACCCUGAUCCAGCGACAUGCAGCCACCAAGCAUGGCAGCUCAGACUACUCCUCUGUGCCCAGGCCCCAGCCCCCAGACUGCACCAACCCACAGGCUAUGGGCCGAGCUUUGCUUUCAGACCAGCAAGCGAUGAGCAUGGAGCCUGUUAUGAGGGAGUUCAUGCCUGACAUUGCACUCGGUGUCUCAGUUAUGUCCCUGAGGGAGCAGCACAUGGCAGAGAUAAACAGGGAAGGCCCUCACAGCCCCAUGGGCCCCUCAGGCCACCAUCUGCCCCAUGGGCCCUGCCCUUCUGUUCGCCUCAGUCAUGGCCACGGUCCUGGACAUGGACACUCCUGCAAGAGACACGCUCCUGAACCCAAACUGGAGGCUCAGGCUGAGUUCCCUGACCUGUAUGACUUCUCCUGUCGACCUGCAACCCCAACCUCCGCUCACCCUUUGCCCUCCUUUGCAGGACCAGACCUCUACAGCCACAACUGCACUCCCUCCAGCUCCUAUCCUCCCCCUUAUGUUUCUGACUCUCACUCCCAGGGCCACACGCAGGGACGAACUGCCCCAGACCCACUACGACUGGAUGUCCUCAGUAUAACCUCUCAGAGGCAUGAUGGAGUCCUUCCCAGCCCCUCUGGGGCCCAGCCCAGGAUGGGACAUAUUCCAAAGGGGCGAUCAAAUGAGACAGACCUGACUCAUGGCUUAGGACAUUUACGGUCCCCCAGUGGAAAUAUGGACGGCUAUGAGGAGAGGCACAUAGGACCUAGAGACGGCCCAGAAGACAUGGUUAUAGCUGGAGAAUCAUCUGGCUCGGGGUCCCUCCAGCAGCCUCACAGAAACAGUGUCAGCGAGGAGAUUGUCAGAGACCGCAGGUCACCCAGCAAGCCUGACUACCCUUAUAAGAAAUCUGCACUUUAACCCCAGUUCAGGAGCAGGGGUUGAGUUAAGAAAAGGGAAAAAGUGAUGAGUGGCUGUCCAUCGUCGUGGACAGCAAAGCACUAAAUGUGUGCCUGCGUGUAUGUGUGUGUGUUUGAGAGGAGUCGAGAAAAGGGGUGGUCGAUGGUUGCUAUUUAUAGAAUCUGUCCUUUUGUCCUACCUCUAUCACACUGUGCUAUCCAUCACACAGUCAGAGUAUGGAAAGACUACGAGCUGUAGGUUAGCCGUCAAUGCAAGUCUGCCUAGUCCUGCUGCUUUAGAGGAUUACUCAGGCUCUACUGGGAUGGAUUGGUCUCUUGAGUUUGACUGUUGAAGAGCUCUGUGCUCUAUGAAUUCUGUGUGAGGAGGUCACAACACUCGAUGAGUCUCAGUUAUGAACUGAUGGAUGAACAAAGACCAUAUCAGUUGGCUCUGUUGUCUCUUGCAUAGAAUGGGAAGAUCGCAGGAUAAGAAUCUCAGUUUACACAAGUGAACAAUGGCACACAGUCUGGGACAGAGUAUUGUAAUUGAAUCAUAUGUAAAUAUGCCUGACUGUGUUCUUUUCUCCCAUGACUCCAUUUCUUCUUGUAGCAUGCUUAUAGCAACCCACCUGACUAGUUUCCACCUCUGGGCCCUGGUUUUGCAGUAAUGGACCAACGCUUGGUUACACAAAGCAGGAAUUGGAUCUGACAGGAAGGAGGUCAUCAGAGCUGGUCAUUCUCCAGUAACCAUGUCUGAUAAUUGUGUCAGGUGUUGGCUAUCGCUGCCUCACUGUCUGGCUUAGAGGCAGAGGCCUGGUGUUUUCACAUGGGAGGGCAGAGGGGCAGGAGGAUCUCGGGCGGGUUCAUUACUGAGAUACAGUGGAAAAUAUAGGAGUGCCAUGGCAACUGACAUACAGCGGACUGCAAGGGAUUUGUUGGUUUCGCAGCUGGAGCAGGUGUGCGUGCGUGUGUUUGUGCAAGGAUAACUUUGAUACACACAGGUGUUUAGACAAUCUCAGUACUGUACACUCCCAUCUUUGGUCAGGUCUGUUUGUACAUAUCAGAGUCUGAGGCGAUUCAAAAAGUACGGCACAGAGUGUGGUGGUCAGUGUGUUGGAGUUCCCUCUCGUUCUGUUUAGCAUCAAGUAAUCAAAUCUAAAGCCUUAACUAGAGCUUGGAAUAUUCAGUUUUAGCAACCUUUAUUGAAUUAAGUAUGAUGUCAUUAUAUUGCAACCCCUGUUAACUGCUUAUUUGACUGUUCUCUUCACUACAGACACAUACACCGCAGUUUUUCGGGGUGGCAGAGGUGGAGUUUGCUAAUGGUAAAAACCGUGUAUAUACAUCAGGCCUCCAUCUCGCCACCUAAUGGGAGAUUGUGGAUGUGCAAAGCCAGUGUUGAUACUGUUAAAUAUACUGUUACAGAGCCGCAGCAGCUGUAGCUCCACAACCCUGCAAGAACACACAUAAAAGCCUGUUACAGCUGAAAGCUAGCAUAAAACCUCACACACGAGUAUCAUUGCACUGUAGGAGCCAUCUGUUUAUUAGCUGAAGGGAAAAGGAACAAAUGAAUCUCGAACAAAAGGAAUCUUAUAUUGAAGAAAAGUUGGCGAUUGCUGGCUCAUAUCUCCAAUGGAAAAAUUGUAUAUAAUGAAUUGAAUUCCACAUGUUCUGAUGAAUUUUUAAUGGUUUCUAUCACAUUUUAGUGGUUGUUGAAGGUCUGUGUUUUUACUGUAGUGGACAACACUGUGUAAUUGUCUUUGUCAUGAAAUCUCACUAAGAAUGUGUGGUAUAAAACAUAAAGAUUGUGUCUCAGAAUCUAUUUUGUUCUUAAAUGUUACGCAUUUAGGGCAGUUUGUUCAAUAUUGUAGGUGGUGUGGAUUACCAUGUUUGUAGAGAUGUUCCCCCCCCUUUUUUGUCUUUUACUUUAAAAGUAACAGGAAUAUGUAGUGGAUCUGAUGAUAUUAAGUUCUCUGCUUUGCAGUGGUGGACUUGCCAAGCAGAAAAAUCAUUUUUCCAUCUAGGUUGCUUCAUGGGGAAAAAAUGCAAAACUCCAGAUCCCUCCCCAUGUUCAUGUUGGGUAGUUGUUUUAUUUUCCAGGACAAUGUUCCAUUGAAUAAAAGUCCUUGUUUUGCUCUUUGCUGUAGAGAAGUCAGUGCCUUCCCCUGCCUGCGGCUGGGCUUUUAUUGGAGAAGUGACUUUGAUGUCUAUGCAAGCUCUUUUCUACCAGCUUACCAGCCUGCAUCAAAUAGUUCUUUGAAAUCUCAUGUAGCUUGUUUUGUGUAUAUAGUGUUAUUUAGCACCUUUUGAAAUUGAACCAUUGAAAAUGUGUGAUUGUGUUGAAAUGUAACAGGUACAUUGUACUUGUAUGGUAUCAUAGAAACCAUGUUUGUAGAUUGAUAUUAAGUUGCAUUUAGUUUCACUGAAUCUAUUUUUCUACUGUCACCUCAAAAAGGUGCAUAACAGUGGUUAACUUGGGCAUCCUCAAAAUAAACUGGUUUGAUAUUAUGGAAUUCAGUUGA